AUGCCAGACGCGUCCGUCCCCGACACCGCUCCCACUCCCAAGCCCCCUGCUAUUCGUACCCUCAAGGACAUUGAGUGCUGGGGGCACCGCGGCGCCUCCGCCUUCCUCCCCGAAAAUACGCUGGCCAGUUUCCAAGCGGCCAUCAAGGAGGGCGCCGAGGGCAUUGAGAGUGACGUCCAUAUCACGUCCGACGGCGUGAUUCUCAUGUUCCACGACCCGACUCUGGACCGCACCACCACGGGUACUGGUGCGAUCCACACGCAGCCGUGGAAGGGCGUCAUCGAGGAUGUGCGCACCGUCAAGGAGCCCGUUCAGCCCAUCCCCCGCUUUGACGAGCUGAUUGACCUCCUCAUGCUCCCCGAGAACCAGCAUGUCAUUCUCAACAACAACCCCGAGGAGAUGUUCCCCGAGAUGGCCCGUAUCAUUGCGUCGCAUGAGAACUGGGAGACGGUUCUUGCUCCUCGUCUGAUCCUCGGUCUGUGGCACCCGAUCUUCAUUCGCCCCGCAUUCAAGUACCUCCCCAAGCUCCGUCGCUACCACAUUGGCAUCUCGCCCUCGCUCGCCCGCAAGUACUUCUGGGACGCGUGCGAGGGCUUCUCGAUCGCCUUUGCGAUGCUCAUCGGCUCGGACGGCCAGGCCUUCAUUCGUGACUGCCGUGCCGCAGGCAAGGAGGUUUGUGUCUGGACAGUCAACGACCCCAACGAGAUGCGUACUGCUAUCGGCUGGGGUGUCAAGGCCGUCCUCACCGACAAGGUCGCUGCGUUUGUUUCACUCAAGCGCGAGAUCCUUGCCGACGAGUCCAAGCUUGCCAUCCCGGGCCUGUCGGGCUACCUCUUCCCGUGGUCCAACUGGAAGUACUACUCGGCCACCCAUUUGUGGCUGGAGCGCACGCAGCUUGAUGUUCUCCGCACUCUCUGCUUCCAACCGGGCCCACUCGUCACGUCCGACAUCUCCGAGUACGCAACCGCCAACGACAACGACGACCUCAAGGCUGCCCCGGCCGCUGUGGCCGCGGCUUAA
Molecule: messenger RNA, 1020 nt
Organism: Apiotrichum porosum
Lineage: Eukaryota; Fungi; Basidiomycota; Tremellomycetes; Trichosporonales; Trichosporonaceae
Exons: 9
Coding region: 1-1020 (339 amino acids)
Biological process (GO): lipid metabolic process
Molecular function (GO): phosphoric diester hydrolase activity
Source: RefSeq, a predicted model, not a curated record